AUAUCACACGCAGAGACGAAGUAAGAGAUAUAUAUCAAUCAAUCUCUUCCUUCAUUUCAUUUCAUUCCCAUUUUGCAAACCAAAUUAUUGUCUUCUUUUAUUCACUAUUCAUCCAUCAUUUCUUCCCUUUCAAUCUCAAUUUUCAUUUUUUAUAUUUGAUUUGUUAUUAUAUUUAUCCCUUCACGCCAAAGUGAAGAAAUUAUCAAGAGCUUGUUCCUUUAUUUUCUGUGGAUUUUUUUUUUAACAUCACCCGAAAAUUCAGUUCUACCUGUCCGAAUUUUCUUCCUCACCAAACAGAACACGAGUCUUGGUUCUGUUUUUUGAACAAGAGAUUUUAUCGUUUUGAAACGUGUGAGAGUGUGUCAAUUCAAAGAACAAAAAACAUGGUUGAUAUGAAAAUGAGAUCCAUAUUAUGGAUGAUGUUGUUAUUGUUUGGUUCUUUUUUGAUUGUAUCUGGUGAAAGAAAGCUUGUGAAAAUACAACUACCAAGUUUUAAUGUUACUACUCAACCUCAAAAACAUGAACAAAGCUUUCUCACAAAAGCUGUUAAUUUCUUAUGGAAAUCAGAUGGAUCGGGUUAUCAACACGUGUGGCCGGAAAUGGAAUUUGGGUGGCAAAUUGUGUUGGGUAGUUUUAUUGGAUUUUGUGGAGCAGCGUUUGGAAGUGUUGGAGGUGUAGGUGGUGGUGGCAUAUUCGUUCCUAUGCUCAGUCUUAUUAUUGGAUUUGAUCCUAAAUCAUCGACUGCUAUCUCCAAAUGUAUGAUCAUGGGUGCAGCUCUGUCAACUGUCUACUACAACCUUAGGCUGAGACAUCCUACAUUGGACAUGCCAAUUAUUGACUAUGAUUUGGCACUUCUCAUUCAACCUAUGCUCAUGCUUGGUAUCAGCAUUGGAGUCGUCUUCAACGUUGUAUUUCCUGAUUGGCUUGUCACUAUAUUGCUUAUUGUUCUUUUCUUAGGCACAUCAACAAAAGCAUUCUUUAAAGGGCUUGAGACAUGGAAUAAGGAAACCAUAAUGAAAAAGGAGGCUGCCAGGAGACAAGAAUCAAAUGGUUCAGGAGAAUAUAAAGCUCUUCCAACUGGACCAAAUGUUGCCAUUGAAAAGGAAAACAAGGUGUCUAUAAUUGAAAAUGUAUACUGGAAGGAGUUUGGGCUACUAGCAUUUGUGUGGAUUUCAUUCCUUGCACUACAGAUUGCCAAGCAAAACUACACAACUACAUGUUCUGCAGCAUAUUGGAUACUGAACUUGUUACAGAUCCCAAUCGCAGUUGGGGUAACUGCGUACGAGGCAACUGCAUUGUUCACAGGGAGAAGAGUGAUAGCUUCUACUGGUGAUCAAGGGAAAGCAUUUACAGUUGGCCAGCUAGUCAUCUAUUGUGUCUUUGGUGUGCUGGCCGGUAUAGUCGGUGGAUUGCUGGGACUAGGAGGCGGAUUUGUUAUGGGUCCGCUUUUUCUAGAGCUAGGAGUCCCUCCUCAAGUGUCAAGCGCCACAGCCACUUUUGCAAUGACAUUCUCCUCGUCUAUGUCUGUUGUGGAAUACUACUUGCUGAAACGAUUUCCAGUUCCUUAUGCUCUUUACUUGAGCCUGGUGGCUACUAUUGCAGCCUUGGUUGGACAACAUAUUGUGAGAAGGCUGAUCAUCCUAUUUGGAAGAGCAUCACUCAUCAUCUUUAUUCUAGCCGGCACAAUAUUUAUCAGUGCAAUCUCACUAGGUGGAGUUGGCAUUUCAAAUAUGGUGCACAAGAUUGCCAAUCAUGAGUAUAUGGGAUUUGAGAAUAUCUGCAAGUACGGAUCAUAGCACAUUUACUUUCUAGUGUUUACACUAUUAUUCAAAAAUUGCGUACCAAGGCCAAGAGCUAAGGUGGCCAUGAUAGAUUAUUUCUUAUCCUGUUAGAAGGUGUCAUUUUUUAUUAUUGCCAAGUCAUGGAGUGAUUCCGUAGGAAACUCAGAAACUUAUAUUCAUUCACACUGUUCAAGCCAUUUAGAUUAAGAUUCAUGUGAUUUGAAUCUUAUUGUGUCAUUUUCAAUGAAAAUUGCCAUUAUUAAUUUAUGUAUGUAGGUUCUAUUAGCUUAUUAUAAAUAAAAUUGCUGGGGUCAUCUUUUGGUACCAUAAA
Molecule: messenger RNA, 2112 nt
Organism: Medicago truncatula (barrel medic)
Lineage: Eukaryota; Viridiplantae; Streptophyta; Magnoliopsida; Fabales; Fabaceae
Product: sulfite exporter TauE/SafE family protein 3
Exons: 12
Coding region: 384-1796 (470 amino acids)
Biological process (GO): protein ubiquitination
Cellular component (GO): membrane; Cul4A-RING E3 ubiquitin ligase complex
Source: RefSeq, a predicted model, not a curated record